ACCACGUGACCUGUGUUUACAUCCUCUUCUCAGCUGUUUCUUUCUUCUUCCACUUCGACACAACUGCUUGCUGUUGCUACUUUAUCUCUCCAACCAACCAGCUGGUUAGUUAGCGCAGUAAACUAGUACUUAACCAAUUGAAGAAGCUGCUGGUGUGUGAAAGUAGCUGUCACUGACCGUCGCACUGAACAGCACUUUACGAGGAAUGAGUAAAUGCGACACGGCAUUGUCACUUGCUGCCUGGACAUGAACUCUGUCUGAACUGACACACGAGGAGCCACAGCGGCAGCACAGCCGUUCAUCUCCAUGCACCUCUGAGGACGAAACAGUCAUCCUGAAUACGAGUUCACCCCUUAGGGUUCCUCUGCUCUUUUCACCAUGGGGGGAGCUGUGAGCGCCGGAGAGGACAAUGACGACCUAAUUGAUAACCUGAAGGAGGCUCAGUAUAUCCGCACAGAAAAAGUCGAGCAGGCGUUUCGGGCCAUAGACCGCGGUGACUACUAUUUGGACGGCUAUCGGGACAAUGCCUACAAAGAUUUGGCCUGGAAGCACGGUAACAUACACCUGUCUGCUCCGUGUAUAUACUCCGAGGUGAUGGAGGCACUGAAACUGCAGCCGGGACUUUCUUUCCUCAAUCUGGGCAGUGGAACCGGCUACCUGAGCACAAUGGUUGGCCUCAUCAUAGGGCCAUUUGGUGUAAACCAUGGAGUUGAGCUCCACAAAGAUGUCGUUGAAUAUGCCAGAGAGAAACUGGAUGACUUCAUAAAGAAUAGCGACAGCUUUGAUAAGUUUGAGUUCUGUGAACCUGUCUUUGUGGUGGGGAAUUGCCUUGAAAUCUCCACAGACAGCCACCAGUACGAUCGCAUUUAUUGUGGCGCUGGAGUGCAAAAGGACCAUGAAAAUUACAUGAAAGUACUGCUCAAAAUUGGAGGCAUUCUGGUGAUGCCUAUAGAGGAUCAGCUGACCCAGAUAACCAGGACUGGCCAGAGCACGUGGGAAAGCAAAAACAUCUUGGCGGUGUCCUUUGCCCCCUUGGUCCAGCAGAGCAGAGCUGAUGGAGAGAAGCCCGACACUGUCCAUCUGCCCCCAGUGACUGUCCGCAGCCUUCAGGAUCUCUCUCGGAUCUACAUACGCCGCACUCUCCGAAACCUGGCCAACGAGGACAGCCAGGGAAAGGGGACGACGCAGAGAGUCCCCCAGAAGCGCAAACGCAGGCGCUGUCGCAGGCGACGCAUCAACACUUACGUUUUUGUAGGCAACCAGCUGAUCCCGCGGAUGGUGGAGAGCGAAGAGGAGGAGCACACCGAGGAAGAGCACAAAGAGGUGGAGGAAGAGGAGGACAGAGACAUUGGCGACAUUGAAAUCCUCAAGCAAGUGAACGUGUUGAGAGACCAAAUAAUGGCUUUACCGCUGCCUGAGUCACUGAAGGCAUAUUUGCUGUAUUACAGAGAGAAAUGACUUAUUCACUUGAUAUCCCUUCUUAAUGGGUGCAGCGAAAUGCUGAAAUGCUUUUCUUCAUCUUUUUUCAGUACAAAUGUAGCAUUAUUUCCACUUAAUCUUGAUGGCAAAACUGUAACGGAAAGAGACGUCACAGAUAAUAUUGGAUAAUAAUGUUAUGAUUGUCCUGAGUGUUAAUUUUUUUUGUUGACAUGUUUGUUUGUUUGUUUUUCUUUUGGUUUAUAAAUGGAAAAAAAUAUAAAGUAAAUGAAAAUAGUUUCAAAAAUCAAUUUUGAGAUUCAGAUUUUAUCGCAAUGUCAGAAUUUCUGCAGAAAUGUGCAGAUUAAAAAUUGUAUUAAAAAAGAGUUCUUACUAUAUUUGUUAAAAUACGAUCAUGCUAAGUUGAAGACUUUUAUUGCACCUUUUUUAGAAGCUUUAACUUACUUUCAGUGUGUGAUGAUUUAAUGAUACUGAGAGGAGACACUGAAAGGCAAAUAAAGCCACUUUCUCCCAUUUUUUUUUUUUUUUCUUUUUUUUUUUUUUUUUUUUUGUUAAAGAGAGUUAAAGAGUAAGAUGUCCGAUAAGCCCGAAUGGGGCACGUAUGUCAUUACUCUUCUUGGUAUUUCAUUUCAGGUUAAUGUGUUUUAUAACUUCCUAUUACAAGAGUUCACUGAAAGACCAGAGUGGUUCAUAAUUUUUUCUACAGGGCACCUUUUAAUGAAACUUUUUCUACAGGGUGCUGACAUUCUUGUUUCCUCACUACUACCUGAUCUGAUUGGCUGUCGCGGGCCUCCUUCUCUCUUUUUAUUUUGCCCUGUUCUGGAUUCUUAUAAUAUAAUGAUGUAAUUCUUAGUAUUUGAAUAAACCACAUCAGAGGUUUAAAAUAAGGGUGACAUGGAUACGAUGGUGAUUUAAAUAUUCACCUAAUUUCGAGGGGAACUGGUGAAGGCAUGAUGUUCAUCCAUAAUGAAUACAUGCAUGAAUAUAUUGUAUAUGGGUGUUCCUGACUUUGCUCCUUGUGAUUGGUCACUGGAGGUGAUGUCCCAAGUGAUCAAACUUUGAAAUGUUUCUUUACAAAUGACAACAAAAAAGGUUUCAAGAUGGUGAACCAGAUUGAUGGCCUUGACACAAAUCUCGAAUUCUGUAUAGUACUUUUCUUUUUUUCUUUUUUCUUUUUUUAAACAAAAUCAACAACAAUGCAAAAUCUGACGCCUUUUGUAUCACGGACAACAAAGCACCUUAAUCUGCAGUCCUCAAGACAGAGAAAAAAGGAAAAAAAAUAAAAAUAAAAAGAUGACUUUUUUUGGGCUUCAUUUGUAUUGUGGACUGGACUUAAUGUAAUGUAAAUCCUCUUUAAGUACAAUUUGCUUGCAGAACCUUCCUGAUAGUGAUGACUUUUAAGUGCCAACAUCCCUCGCCCCAUCACAUUAGGACUUCUGUGAGUUUUCCAGCACAGUAAAUUUCCCCCAUAAAGGAUGAUAUAUUUCUACAAAAACAUUCCACAGUGAAAAAAACAAAAAACAAAGAAAAAAACCAACAAAAAAAAAAAAAACAAAGAAGAAAAAAAAGGGGGGAAAAACCCUAAAAACAAAACGGCACAUCACUGAUCCGACAGGUCACCGUUUUUCUUCACGCUUUACCAUCACAGCAUUUGGAAAGUUCCUUCAUCUUACUUUGAAUGCAUAAAUUUAGUAUUCCAAAAGCUGAGUUGAAUGUUGUUGAUAUUAAUUCUAUUCAAUAUUAAAGUGAUAUAUCUAUAUAUGUAUUGUUAUCAUAUGAUUCUGCAUACAGUUGAAUUAAGUUGCAGUUGAUUUGUUGUAGCGCCCUCUUGCUGUACUGUAUCUUGACACUGGGAACUCUGUAGAUCAAAUCUCCACUGCUGUCUGUUAAAUAGAUAAGAUAUAUUAGUGCUGUAGGUCUUCAUUUUGUUCUGGUGUAAUGACGAAUAUUUUGUUUGAAAACGGGGCUGGUUAUUCUAUUUAGUAGUUUUUGUGUGUGAAGAGGUAACAUUUAUUUUCUGUAAGGCUUUUUUUUUUUUUUUUUAAUAGAUUAAUUCAUUGCAGAGCUGUGCAAGUAAGCAAUAAUGGAAUAAUUUCUCAGCUUAUAAUUACCAAUAACAACAUAGUCCCAUUUUAUUUGCCUGGUAUCCAUUAAAAUUCACAUGACCAAUUACAGCCAUGCAACAGUUUAUAUACCAUUAUCGAAAAUGUAAUUGCUAAUUAGCGAGCACAUUAAGUAUUGAAAGCAGGGGACCUACAACCUCGACUCUCAGGUCGCGCCUUGCACCAAAGUUAAUGGGACUGCUGUGAUUACAUUUAAUGUGGAUGAGAUUCGACUACAAAAAUGGCAGCCGGUAAAUACCAAGUCAUAACCAAUUAUGUGCUCUUAUAUUAAGAUCAUUUGUUCAGAGCCAAAAGAGUUCUAUUCCUGUUUUUUUUGUUAGCUUUUUUUUUUUCUUCAGGCAUAGGUUGAUUACUCAUAGUGUGUGCAGUUCAUUUUGAAAAUGUGGUGUUUCUCCGUAACGUUUGGCACAAAAAUAAAGGUCACGAUCACAUUA
Maylandia zebra (zebra mbuna) is the source of this 3994-nucleotide messenger RNA. RefSeq names its product protein-L-isoaspartate (D-aspartate) O-methyltransferase domain containing 1 (gene pcmtd1). Lineage: Eukaryota; Metazoa; Chordata; Actinopteri; Cichliformes; Cichlidae. The record is from RefSeq and is a predicted model, not a curated record. Gene Ontology annotation, cellular component: cytoplasm. Gene Ontology annotation, biological process: protein modification process. Gene Ontology annotation, molecular function: protein-L-isoaspartate (D-aspartate) O-methyltransferase activity.